GGGUUGAGUGGGCACCGCCGCGUGCAGGGCGCAGACGAACGUAGGAGUGUAGACUGGGGAGCGCACGUGGCCAGCGGGUGAGUAGGGGCGGAAGUGACGGUGCGUUUAGCCAGCGGGCGCGCAGGCGCAGUAGUGCUAAAGGCGCGCGCAGGCGCAGCGUUGGCAGGGCAGCCUGUGUAAGUGGCCGGCCAGUGCGCAGGUGCGGUGGACGCACGUGGCGGACGGGUGCGCAGGUGCAGCGGGCGGCGGCGGCAUGGGCCCUGUACGCUGGCAGGUGGUGGCCGUGGCGGCUGUGGGCCUCGCCCUGACCUUGGAGGUGCUGCCCUCGGUGCUGCGCUGGCUGCGGGCCGGACGGCGGCGGCGGCCUCGGCGCCAGGUGCUCUUCUUCCCUUCGCAGGUGACCUGCACGGAGGCCCUGCUGCAGGCGCCGGGCGUGGCGCCCUCAGGGCCGGGCUGCCCGUGCAGCCUGCCCCAUGGGGAGAGCUCGCUGAGCCAACUGCUGCGCGCGCUGCUGGCUGCCCAUGCCAGCCUCGAGCUCUGCCUCUUCGCCUUCUCCAGCCCGCAGCUGGGCCGCGCGGUGCAGCUGCUGCACCAGCGCGGGGUGCGCGUCCGGGUCAUAACUGACUGCGACUACAUGGCCCUCAACGGCUCGCAGAUCGGCCUGCUGCGCAAGGCAGGUAUUCAGGUUCGGCAUGAUCAGGACCUUGGCUACAUGCAUCACAAGUUUGCAGUCGUGGACAAGAAGGUGCUGAUCACCGGCUCCCUCAACUGGACCACACAGGCCAUUCAGAAUAACAGGGAGAAUGUUCUCAUUACAGAGGAUGAAGAGUACGUGCGGCUCUUUCUGGAAGAAUUUGAGCGGAUUUGGGAAGAGUUCGACCCCACCAAGUACUCCUUUUUCCCACAGAAGAGAAGGCACUGAGGCUCUGCGCUGCCUGUCUUCGCAGUUGGCAGGGAUGGUGCUGUUCAGUGUUGCAGAACUUUCAGUCCCUCCAAUGAGAACCAGACUAAACCUACAAAGACUGGGACCAAGGUGGGGGCAGGGUGGGUGACUGCCUCUGCAUUCCACCGGAGAGAGUGAUUACAAAGAAAUCAUUCAAACUGAACUCCCAUUCAUUAAAAUAGUACUGUGAGGUUAAAAAAGAGAGGGAGACCUCUGUAACACUGGGCCAGUUGCUGGGGGCUGAGCUUUGGGUUUUUCCCUCCACGAGAAGCACUUGAGCCUUUAGGAGCCUGGCAGCUCGGUGCAGAAUUAAAGGGUUCCUGUGCACAGAAGGGAGGCUCAGCACCCUUCCAGGGCUGGGAGGCCGAGCUCCUUCCCCCCUCUUGAGGUUCCCCCGCUGACUGACUCUGCUGGCUCUGCCCUGUGGGGAGCCUCUGAAAUGUCCCCGUUUCCCCUUGGGGUGGCCGGCCACCGUCCAGCACAGCUGACCCUGGGGUUGGCUGGACGUUGAGCCUCUGUCCCCACUGCCACCAGCUCCUUGGCUUGUUGGCAGGUUUGAGUCAGAAGAGGGAAAAGAAGGAAGGAGGCUGAGGAGGGGGCACGCUGCCACAGGGGCAGGCCACCCUCAAACACACGAGGGAAGGCCCGUCCUCGGCAGCUGCCCUUCUGUUUCCAUGUGGGGAAGUGCAGGGUGUGUCAGGAGGGCCUUAAGUGGCCAGAAGCUGCCUGUUUCCCUAUGUCAUGCUUUUAAUUUUUAGUUCUCACAUUCAAGGUAACUUUGUGCGUUUAGAAGAGAACCUUCACCUUAACACCUGCGGAUUUGGCUAAUUGGCAUUUUUGGUUCAGUUUAAUGAGUCAUGAAUUACCUGACCAUCUGGAGGAAUAAACCAGGGGAGGGCCUAAUUUCAAGCUGUGGUGCCUUGGGAGAUCUGCUCCUGCUCAGCCCAGUGUGUUGCAUUCAUAGGUUAUUAACGAGGAGAACCUAUGAAGGCGACCGUUUACAUUCGUGAAAUGUUCCAGAUUAUUUUUUUCAUAAUGUGUAUCUAUACACUGGUGAGCUCAAAUGACACCUGAAUGAUUAUUUCGCCAUCUUGCUGUGACUGCAGCGCCACCUUCCCUGUCACGCUCAAGGGCCGGCUGGAGAGGCCAGGCCGCUCGCUGUUGCACGUCUUAUCUGUUUGGUUACCCUGGACUCAGCGUUAGGCUUGACAUGUCCAAGUUACUUUUUCUUACUCAGUUGAAACUAAAACUAAAAUGUAUGGGUUGGAGAUAAGGAAUGGUUAGGUGUGUUUUCUCACCCAAGUCCGCUCCAGCAGUGUGUGCUCUGAGCAAACAGGAGCAGCUGUAAUGCCUCGGGGUGAAGGAGCUGUGUGGCCCUGGACCCCGGCACGUUUGAAUAAAUGGUCUUAGUCCGAAAUGUUA
Molecule: messenger RNA, 2365 nt
Organism: Manis pentadactyla (Chinese pangolin)
Lineage: Eukaryota; Metazoa; Chordata; Mammalia; Pholidota; Manidae
Gene: PLD6
Product: phospholipase D family member 6
Exons: 2
Coding region: 254-922 (222 amino acids)
Biological process (GO): piRNA processing
Cellular component (GO): mitochondrion
Molecular function (GO): RNA endonuclease activity producing 5'-phosphomonoesters, hydrolytic mechanism
Source: RefSeq, a predicted model, not a curated record